Carassius carassius (crucian carp) is the source of this 1508-nucleotide messenger RNA. RefSeq lists its product as uncharacterized. The coding region runs from base 252 to 1508 and encodes 418 amino acids. The record is from RefSeq and is a predicted model, not a curated record. Lineage: Eukaryota; Metazoa; Chordata; Actinopteri; Cypriniformes; Cyprinidae. The transcript has 12 exons.
GUAAAAAAUGGGGUGUUAAUAUCUCAGAGUAAAGUUAUUUUAAUCCAGAAAGAGUAUUUUCAACAUUUUGGGGAGUAAAGUUGCUCUAUCAGUGGAGUUAAAAGUGAGUGUAAAAAUCUGCAGAAACGCAGUGACAAUUUCAACUCUACAGCAGUGAUGAAUACCCGCCAUUCUGCUGUGCUUGUUAUUCGUUUGGCACGCAUUUCGGUGGAGGAAGAUUGAGAAGGAGCAACUCUAUUGCUAGGGGCAAAAUGCUGUUGCGUGUUCAAUUCGGGGAAGAGCAGAAAUACGUGAAGGUGUCUGAGCUGACAUUCGAUGCUUUCUUGAAAGAAGUGUGUCUAAAAUUCAACAUACCAGAAAGCAGGCAGCCAGACAUUAAGGUGUAUGACCAGUCAGACACAGAAGUUGACACAGAGGUUUUUGAAGAAAUAGUGAAGGAGUCACCUGGAACUCUGAGAAUCAUGCUGGGCAAUGGAGGACUUGGUGCCUCUCAAUCAUCAUCAUGCUCGGGUACAUCUGAUGACACCGUCAUCCUGAAUUUCACAAUGUGUGACCCUGUUGAAGAAGAAGCCGCUGCCGAAGGAAGCCAGCCUAAAAGGCCAUGCCACAUAAACUAUGAGGCAAAAGCGUUGAUUGAAAAAAUCUUAACAUCAAAGCCUGGUGGUGAACACAUUAUGCAUGAGUAUGGAAAAACCAAAUCCCUGACCGAUGCCACCAGGAGACAGAUGAUAAACAUACUUGCUGCUGAUAUGACAGAAACACAUGGGACAUCCCCCCCCAAAAGUGUCAGAGUGAGGUAUGCACAGGGGAUAGUAGCUUUGUUUCCCUAUCUAGAAGACCCAUACUCACAACAUGGAUAUGAACAUUACUACGAUCCAGAGAGUGGUUCAGGAUACCUUGCAUGGAGAUUGAAGACAAUACAAAGAAAAACAGCAGAGGAAAGGGGUGCCUCAGUCAGCAAAUCUCCUAAAGUUGGUGGGCCAGGUCGUGUUCGUCAGCCCUUCACCUUUGACAGAGAGCAAUCUGAUGAGGAUGUGGAAGCAGCUAUUGGCUUUUUGAGACACUCUGCUGAUGAAAAGACUGUCCGUGAGAAGAUGAAAAUGACCUUCAUAUAUCGGCAAGCAAUGGUCAACGAUGAAGCCAAAUCAUCAGAUGUCUUCUCGGUCUUCCCACAAUUUCUGGACACACCAGGACUGAUAGAACAAGAUUUCAGAUUUCUGUUUGGUGAGGCCACGGCCAACAAAUUCUUGGAGAAGUGGCCAACCACUUUUAAAGCAAAAGUAAUAAAGGAAAGCCAUGGACUUGUACCCACCACAGAACUCUUGGAUUUGAUGUGCAAUGCUAAGUCAGCUGCUGAAGUUGAGAAUGGCUGGGACAGUGACAUGUCGGCCAUCUUGCUGCUGAUACAUCUGCUGCCACCAUCUGCACAAGGUAGAAAGAGGCCGGGAAAGCUUAGAUCAGCUCAUCAGAUUUCAAAAGGGAUUGUCGAGUCUUUGAAGCUACAUUGA